AUGGAGUCCCUUCUCAAAGUUCCACUUAUCCUCUCGUCUGCUAUCGCGCUGCACGUAUCGUUCACGACCGAAAAUGUCCCUUCGAGUAAAGAGGUUAUUCGUCAAACGUUCAACGAGUGGAUCUUCACUCGGCUCGUUAAAUAUGGAACCAUGCACCAGGCAUUUUAUUGGGCUGUUUCUUUCGCAGAAAUCGCUAUCAUUAUCUAUCAUUCAACAGACCCCAACUCUAUUUCCAUAAUACGUGACACACCUAUUAGUUUCCUUUUCAUUUUCGGUACUGCCCUCGCUGUCACGGGUGGUCUUAUCCGCUGGUGGUGUUAUCGUACCCUUGGUCGUUUUUUCACUUUCCAGCUCAGUAUUCGCGAAGGGCAACACAUUGUAACGACCGGACCAUACGCAGUCAUACGUCAUCCAGCCUAUACAGCCGGCAUGAUGGAGGUCAUCGGCAUAUUGAUCCUGCACGGAUCAACUGAUUCAUGGCUUAGACGUUCAGGGGUUUUGGAUGUCCCUGGACUGAAAGUGAUCGUGGUAGCAUGGCUGGUGGAGAUCACUCUUCUUAUGAUAAGCGUUGUGUUCAGGGUCAGCCAAGAGGACCAAGUUCUGAAAUCAACUUUCAGAGGCGAGUGGGAAAAGUGGGCGAAGGCAGUCAGGUACCGGCUGAUACCUGGUAUCUACUAA
Suillus subaureus is the source of this 678-nucleotide messenger RNA. RefSeq lists its product as uncharacterized. The transcript has 2 exons. Gene Ontology annotation, biological process: C-terminal protein methylation. NCBI's taxonomy places the organism in Eukaryota, Fungi, Basidiomycota, Agaricomycetes, Boletales, Suillaceae. Gene Ontology annotation, molecular function: protein C-terminal S-isoprenylcysteine carboxyl O-methyltransferase activity. Gene Ontology annotation, cellular component: membrane. Bases 1 to 678 code for a protein of 225 amino acids. The record is from RefSeq and is a predicted model, not a curated record.